AUGGCAUCACCAACAUCCGCAAUGGUUCCGAACGAUAAUACCACCAGCGAAACAGACCGAUUUGCGCACAUUCCUACACAUCGGUACAUUAAGUUCUUUCCUGAUAGGAACAAACUUACGGUAACUUUGAACUUUAUGUCACAUGGCCCCCACCCAAGUGAGGAAACUUUAGACCAUUUACUGGAAAUGAUCAACAUACUCCCCCUAUAUGCCAGAGAAACCAACAUAUUGUACUUGAGCAUAUUCUUCAGACCCCGUGAUAAGGACGAUCUUCGUUUGACUCCGGCUAGACAUUUGGUGAUUGGCCGUGUCGUGGAAGAGAUAAACGAAUUCCCCUACUUGACAAAAUUCAGAGUUUGUCUACGUGUUGAUCGCUUUCACUGGGAUCAGGUGGCUGACCUCGCAUCCGCUCUUUACGGAAUUCGUACACUGCCUUCUCGUCGCGCUUUCAAUGUUGGGCAAUCUGAGCUUGCUUUUUUGGAAAAUGGAUGCCGAGGUAGAUAUAUCUUGCCGGGCUCUUCUCUUGAUAGAGAUCUUCGAUCAAGGUUCCGUCACUGA
Sclerotinia trifoliorum is the source of this 558-nucleotide messenger RNA. The record is from the annotation of a GenBank genome assembly. NCBI's taxonomy places the organism in Eukaryota, Fungi, Ascomycota, Leotiomycetes, Helotiales, Sclerotiniaceae.